AUUGAUUACAAGUUUUAUCUACCAUCAUUAUCAAGUGCAGCAAUUAAUAUCGAUUUAAUAGUAGCCUCUUAUAUUCUUAACAAUAAAAAGUUAAUAGAAAAGUGUUUUUAUGAUCACCCAUUAUUAAGUUAUGUUCUAGAUGUAACAAACUAUCAAAACAGUUUGGCUUUAUAUAUAAAAUCUCCAGGACCAAAUGACACUUUACCACUCAACUAUGUUAGAAAUAUAUUCUCUGGUGUUUCUGGUGAAUCCAUUAUUUCAAAACUCAAAAAAGUUCCAGAAUUAUGUUCGAGUUUAGAUGAUUGCCAAAAAACUACAAUUAAAGAUUAUUUGUUAGAAUUACAAAGUUCAAAAUUAGUUAAAUCAAUAAGUAAUGAGUUUAAUCCAAUCAUUGACUACUUGUAUGAUCAAUUUGACAUAAUAUGGAAGAAAGGUCGAUAUAACAAUCUAGUUGAACCUAACAGUUCAAUUAAUGAAGGACUUUGGGUUGCUGAACCUGUUCAUAUCAUGAUGACAGCAACAACGAACUAUUUGGAUCAGCCAGAUAUAUGGGCGACCAUUAACAUUGAUGGCAUUUCAUAUGAGAUAUUGUAUGGUGAGGUAUCUGGAAUGCCAUAUGAUUCAGAUCUAAAACAUAUAGAAGGAGAUCACAGAAAAUUGUUUCAUCUUGGUGUUUGUGGCAAAAAACUAUUUCUCAAACAUAUUAGAGAACAAUACCCACAUGGGGAAAUCUUUAUUGGGCAACAUCUUUCCCCAGUAGAGAUACCAAUUGAAAUAUCACAAAAAAGCAAAUUUGAAAACUUUGCUUUAAAUGUAAUUAACAUCUAUGUGGUUUUGAAAAAAAUUGUUCAAGAAAUACAAAAUUCCAUAAACAAAAUUGAAAACAAUAUACAAAAAGGUGAUCAUAUGAGUCUAGAAGAUUCUUCUUUUGAAGAAUUAUUUAGUUCACCAAAAAUCUCUAGAACUCCAUAA
This is a messenger RNA of Entrophospora candida, 972 nucleotides long. The record is from the annotation of a GenBank genome assembly. Lineage: Eukaryota; Fungi; Glomeromycota; Glomeromycetes; Entrophosporales; Entrophosporaceae.